Molecule: messenger RNA, 957 nt
Organism: Rotaria sp. Silwood2
Lineage: Eukaryota; Metazoa; Rotifera; Eurotatoria; Philodinida; Philodinidae
Source: the annotation of a GenBank genome assembly
AUGGUUUGUGCACGAAUUAUUGAAUUUUUAUUAGUUACUAUCCUAAUCACUACUUUCUUAUUUUCACCUAUUAUUACAUUUCUGCUUAUCAUUAUUCCGAUUAUUCUUCUUUGUUUAUUUAAACAAUUUUGGUAUUUAUUUAUCAUUCUUGGUAUUUGUCUGAUAUAUGGCUGUUGGGUUUUCUUUGACUAUCAUACUGAUUCCAAAGGAGGUCGAUGGUCAGAUCGAUUUCGUCGAUUAUGUAUAUGGAAAAAAUUUGCAAAUUAUUUUCCUCUUAAAUUAAUUAAAAGUGAAGAUCUUGAUCCAAAUCGAAAUUAUAUAUUUGGAUAUCAUCCACAUGGAGCGUUUGCUUUGAGUGCUUUCGGCAAUUUUGCUACAGAUGCUACAGAUUUUUCAAUUCUUUUCCCAAAUAUUCGUCCUCAUUUAAUGCUUCUUCGUCUUCAAUUUCUAUUUCCAUGUACACGUGAUCUAUUUCUCAACUUAGGCGCAUGUUGUGUAUCAAGGAAUAGUUGUGAAUAUCUACUUAGUGGUAAAUGUGGUCAAGGUAAUGCAUUAGUUAUUGUUCUCGGUGGUGUUCCUGAAAUGCAUAUAACAAGAAAUGAUACUAUGAUAUUUUAUAUAAAGAGAAGAAAAGGUUUUGUCAAAUUAGCAUUAAAAUAUGGUGCUUCAUUAGUACCUGUUAUUUCAUUUGGAGAAAAUGAACUUUAUGAAAGACGAACUUGUUUUAAUUUGAUACCGAACGGUAUUCCUUGUGGUCGAUCGAUUAUUGGACAUAUUCCACUUCGAAAUUCUGUGAUUACUGUUGUUGGAAAACCAAUUCAUGUCAAUCAAAUUGUUGAUCCAACUGCUACUGAUAUAGAUCAACUUCAUAAUGAAUAUAUUCAAGCAAUUGAACAAUUAUUUCAAGCAAACAAAUGUCAAUAUGGAUUAGAACAUGUAAACCUUGAAAUCAUUUAG